This is a messenger RNA of Pelobates cultripes (western spadefoot toad), 11822 nucleotides long. Lineage: Eukaryota; Metazoa; Chordata; Amphibia; Anura; Pelobatidae. The record is from the annotation of a GenBank genome assembly.
AUGCGCGAGUACAAGCUCGUGGUCCUUGGUUCAGGAGGUGUUGGAAAAUCUGCCUUGGUAAAUUAAAAAACAAAAACAAAAAAACAGCCAAUCUACUGUCACAAAAUGCUUUUCUAUUUCCUUUAGUUAUAGUUCCAAAACAGAGGCACAGCUAAUCACCACUCACAGCCACAAACGCAUGCAUACCUUACUAGCCGAACAGUGUUUGGCCUAAAUGUUGCUGUUCAGGUUUUCAGUUCAGUACAUUUCAGAAUUCAAUGAAUAAACCCAGUUUGUGUAAUUCAAAAUCCAUUUUUGUGGUUGUGUAACACGCUAUACUUGCCAUAUCUGCCAUCCAAGGCUGACUCAGUGAUUCUGAGCAAGAAAGGCUUUAAGGGGUUCCAAACUUUUCUGAAUAAUGAUAUUGCGCUACAGAGCAAAGACAUGUUUAUAGCAAAUAAAACAGCUCACCUUUUGCAUAGUGACAUUAGCAUUCAACAGGUGUGAAAAUCUUCUUAUCGACCCUCUCCACCCCCACCUUUUUUACUUCACAACAAAUUAGGUAGCCUGGUGAUAAGCUGCUGCUGCAACAGCAGCACACAAUAUUGACCUUGUCAGCAGGAGUCACUUAGGAAAAAAAUUUUCCCUUUGCUAUGGAGAAGGGUCAACAAAUGAGCUCAUUGCCGCGCCUUAUCACCUAGCUUUUGUUUGGACAAACAUUUUGCAAAGUGAAGCACACCAAAUGUUUGCCAGCAGCAUGCAAAUGACCUCUGAACUCUCGAGUCAUUGUGCAGUAUAUACUGAUGGAGUAACUGUCUGAGUAGCAGUCAGGUGUUUACAAAAUAAGACUGGUUUUGGUUUUGUGUGUGCUCUCCAACUCUCUCUCUCAAACCAAUCAAGGAAUAGUUUUUCCUAUUAUCUCCUGAACUAAACAUGGCAUAUAAUUUAUAAAGGAGAGUUAAGCCAUGAUGCGGGUAUGGCGUAUAUCUUCUAAACGUUGAGUAGACAGCGGCUGUUCCUGGUCAUUAGACUAGCAUCUAGGCAGCUGUUGCUACCCAGUUACUUAUGCUAUAAAGAAAAGGGAGCCUGCAUGCUGUGCAGAGCGUUGCCAUGUGACUCUCGAGAUUUAGACAGGGGAGCUGAAGGGAGCUGCUGCAAGCCCUCCAUGACAAGCCCGGCGGUCCUGGUAUGUAUUAUCGGCAAUAUCGGUAUCUCUAUAGGCCGAUACCGAUAUUGCCAAUAAUACAUAUUAGGACCGUUGGGCCCAUGACAAGCCCUGCGGUCCUGGGGGGCCCAGCAAGCGCUUGUUUACUUUCCCAGCAGCUCCCCAGUGUAAAUCUUGCGAGUCCCGCGGCUGUCAGAGCGUUGCCACGAGUUACCAUGGCAAAGUACUGCGCGGCACACAGGACGCAAUAUGUACACAGGGGAGCUGCUGGGAAGUUAAGUAAGCGCUUGCUGUGGGCCCCCACCGGACCACCAGGGAACGCUAUAUCCCCCCUCCCUGGCCAGGUAACAAGCAGGGAGAGGGGAUGGAAAAAAAAAAUUAAUAUUAAAAAGAAAAAAAAAUUUUAAUCAAAAAGGCGUUCUCUCCCCCAUUUUACACAAAUUACCUACAGAACACACACUGCAUUCAUUAUAUACACACACACUGCAUUCAUUAUAGAUACGCACACACUACACAAACACGCACUCUGCAUUCAUUAUAUACAUAUUAUAUAUUAUAUAUACACACACACAGCUCCCCUGUCUAAAAACACUGCAUUCACUAAAUGUGGCAUGUAUAUUUUGUGCAUUUGCCUUUAGAAAUAGUUUAUUUUAAAAAAAAAAAAUGGUAAAUGUACAGAAUAUCAGUAAGUUAUUGGCCAGAAAGUUAAGAGUAUCGGUAUCUGCUCUCAAAAAAUCUAUAUCGGUCAAUCCCUACUUUAUUGGUCCUUUAUGUAAUUAAAAUAGAUCUUGCUGCACAUCAUUGUUAUUGAAUCAUACAUAAUUUAAGUGAAUUGAUACUUUGAUUACGUUCUUUCUGCAUGCAAGAGCCGCUGGUACAGUGCUUCAAAUGACACUUUAGGUACCAUAACAGCUUCAUCUAAUUAAAUUAGCGGUGCUUGGUGUCACUUGACAUUGUCCCACAGUUUUGAUGAAUUGAUUUUUGAUUGGUUUGACUCUAAAUGAGGGACUGUGUGUAUUUGUGGCUGUGCCCUCUUUGACAGAGGUAUGGCAAAGAAAUAGGGUAACCCUUUAUUUGCCAUACACCAAUAGUACAUUCCAUUUUAACAGAUUACAGCUAUCCUUUUUUUUUUCACCUGGUUUAAGACUUUAAAAAAAAUAAAUAAAUAGUAAUGUGGAUAGAAUUUGCAGCAGAUACAGUUAAAACUUUUAUUUUUGUAAGACUUGUUCAUGUAUAUGUGAUCACCUUUCACACUGCACUAUUUAGUAAAUCUAGACUCUGUUCUACAGUAAAUAUAGCGGUUUCUUAAGUAUUGUUUUCCUUUCCCCUCCAGACAGUACAGUUUGUGCAGGGAAUAUUUGUGGAAAAAUAUGAUCCUACAAUAGAAGACUCUUACAGAAAGGUAAGUCUGGACUGACACCUACAUGCGUUUCAGUUUGAGUUUUACUAGAUCAUUGGAUGUCUUGUGUUUCAUUUGAAAUGUAUUAAUGCAUUCAUCAAGGCAACUUUGUUACAGAUGCUUUGUCAAAAUCUAAUUUAGAGCUUCAGAGAACAGUAUUAAUGACAUGUACUUAAUUCCCAUAAAAUGACCAUUCCUUUUCAUUACAGCAAGUGGAAGUAGAAGGGCAGCAAUGUAUGCUUGAAAUUCUCGACACAGCCGGAACAGUAAGUCAAAUAACGAUUUCUCAGUCAUUAAUAAUUGUUAUAUGAAGAAAACCGUUUUAUUGUUGGCAUGACUUCACAGGUAAUAAUCUGUUAAAGGACCACUCUAGGCACCCAGACCACUUCAGCUUAAUGAAGUGGUCUGGGUGCCAGGUCCAGCUAGGGUUAACCCAUUUUUUCAUAAACAUAGCAGUUUCAGAGAAACUGCUAUGUUUAUGAAUGGGUUAAGCCUUCCCCUAUUUCCUCUAGUGGCUGUCUCAUUGACAGCCACUAGAGGCGCUUGCGUGCUUCUCAAUGUGAUUUUCACAGUGAGAGCACGCCAGCGUCCAUAGGAAAGCAUUAUGAAUGCUUUCCUAUGUGACCGGCUGAAUGCGCGCGCAGCUCUUGCCGCGCAUGCGCAUUCAGCCGCAUGGGAGGAGAAGAGGAGGAUCGGAGGAGGAGAGCUCCCCGCCCAGCGCUGGAAAAAGGUAAGUUUUAACCCCUUUCCCCCUUCCAGAGCCGGGCGGGAGGGGGACCCUGAGGGUGGGGGCACCCUCAGGGCACUAUAGUGCCAGGAAAACAAGUGUUUUCCUGGCACUAUAGUGAUCCUUUAAACAAUCCAUGGAGACAAGUCAUUUUCUGUGCAGCUAGUUGUAAACUUAGAUAUCAGUGAGCAUCUUGCCACAGAAUUGCUUAUUCUGCUUGUUCUCUGAUUAACUUGUGUAAAAAUAUAUAUAUCUAUAGUAAUGGUAAAUGGAUGAGACGGCGCUGGUCAACUUAUAGGCAGCAACCUUUAAAGGGGAAUCCCUCAAAAACCCUUUAAAACAAGAUAAAAGUAACAAGAAAGGCUGCGCCACAUAAAAUAUUAAAAGAAGACAAAGUCCAAGUAGUAAAAAGUCCAAUUUGUAUAUCCUUAUGAAUAGUCUUUUUAGGAGGCUGGUACUGUGGUAGGGUCUUCAGAUAUAGUGGUUCCACUUUAUAUAGAAGAUAAAAGAGGGGGACACACAAUAGUGCAAUAUGUAUAGCUCAAAUAUGGACGUAAUAAAAAAACAAUGGUAGAGGACUCACAUUUACAAGAGCUUAUAUCCAGCUCUAGGGUAAAGCGCGUACAGCAGUGUGAUCCCCGCUGAUAGGAUAUAUGAUGGGUACCUCUCUGUCAGUGGUGUCCGGUUCUCAGGAAAGAAGAAACAGCCAACAGUGCUCACUGUAUAGUAAUGUUGGUAUAAAUUAAAUAAAAACAUACUUACAAGUAAAGAGCAGGCGGGCUGCUCUGUGGUAUCAGCAUAAGUGGAUUAAUCCCCACCUAGGAUUUCUUGGGAUGCAGGAAGCUUCCAAAUAUUUUAAAACCAGAAUGGAUAAAAAAAUAAGAUAACGAAAACGCGUUAUGGAAAUUUUAUAUUGUGUAUUUUUGUAUUAAAAGUAUAUUUGGUCAUCUGGCUGUGCCAAUUAUCUUUUUUACACAUACCUUUUUUUAUUUAUUUUUACCCUGGCUUUUUAUUAUCUUAUUUUUUAUCCAUUCUGGUUUUAAAAUAUUUGGAAGCUUCCUGCAUCCCAAGAAAUCCUAGGUGGGGAUUAAUCCACUUAUGCUGAUACCACAGAGCAAGUCCGCCUGCUCUUUACUUGUAAGUACGUUUUUAUUUAAUUUAUACCAACAUUACUAUACAGUGAGCACUAUUGGCUGUUUCUUCUUUCCUGAGAACCGGACACCACUGACGGAGAGGUACCCACCAUAUAUCCUAUAAGCGGGGAUUAUACCGCUGUACGCGCUUUACCCUAGAGCUGGAUAUAAGCUCUUGUAAAUGUGAUUCCUCUACCAUUGUUUUUUUUUUUUUUUUUAUUACGUCCAUAUUUGAGCGAUACAUAUUGCACUAUUGGUUGUCCCUCUCUUUUAUCUUCUAUAUAAGUGGAACCACUAUAUCUGAAGACCCUACCACAGUACCAUCCUCCUAAAAAGACUAUUCGUAAGGAUAUUGGACUUUUUACUACUUGGACUUUGUCUUCUUUUAAUAUUUUAUGUGGCGCAGCCUUUCUUAUUUGUUACUUUUAUAUAUAUAUAUAUAUAUCAGGGAAUUUAAGCAAAGCGAAAAUUUGUUCUCUAAGUCUUCCAUCUUUUUUCAACUGGUUCUCUAACGCUUUAGUGUCGCUCUGUACUAUUCUUGGUUGAAGAAAGGGAUCUAUCAUUGAACUGUGCUCUAUCUUUGGCCAUCUCUUAGUACAGCUAAUGCUACAUCUCCUGCUGCUCUGUGAUUAGAUAAUGAGCUGCAUUCUUAACAGGAAUCUUCUGCUGCUCUAAAAUACUUUUGUGAAACCAAGAUCUGUUGUGCUUCUCCUUUCUAUAGGAACAGUUCACGGCGAUGAGAGAUUUAUACAUGAAGAAUGGUCAGGGAUUUGCACUCGUAUAUUCUAUAACUGCACAGUCCACGUUUAAUGACUUACAGGACUUGAGGGAACAGAUUUUACGAGUCAAGGACACCGAAGAUGUAAGUAGACUCCUUGCUUGUAGCUGCAAAAAAAUAAAAUUAAUUUGUAUUGCAAGGUUUGCAUGACAGCAGUGGAAAAUUUUAUCUUACAGAUAAAGUGUGUAGGUGGUGUGUGUAAAAUUGUCUCUUAUAAUUCCUCGCUUGUUUGUUUUUGUUAUUCCUGGUUGUUACGAGUAGAUGCCUCUUUCAACAGUUACACUUGAGUUUAAUUCAGUGACCUAGUUUUAUUUGACAUAAUAUUUUGUCUUUGGGACACAUCCUAGGGUGGAUUUGACCACACAUUUAUAACAUCUAUUCAUGUCUUAAUUAAAAAGAACUUUGUAGAUAUCUAUUCAUAUUUGUAAUACUUGAUCAUUAUAGUUAAGAAGGAUCCUACUCAUAUUGUAAUGUAGCUUGAACAAAAACUGACACUUUUUUUCCAAACCGGAUGCCCCAGUGUAGGGUCAAUAUGCAGCUUAAUGCCAGCAAAAGGUUGUUUGAAACUAAAUGUGAGAGAGCUAUGGGAAGGGUAGAGGUAGCAAAUUUAAAUAAUUGAAUGGUUUGUCAGGACUGUAUGACAUUUUAGUUUAAAUGCUUGUGAAAAACAAAUGUUUGCAAUGUCUCUUUUAAGGAUUUAAUAUGGUAAAAAGGCUGCUUGCAAUCUAAAUCCAAGGCUCACGCUACUUUUGACGUUUUAUUUUAAUGCUUCACCUCUACAUUUGUGGAAUAUCUCCAUCUAGUGGUGGUAGCUGUCUUCUUAAGUAUAAAAUUGUGAUAAUAUGGUAAAAGGGCUGCUUGCAAUCUGAAUCCAAGGCUCACGCUACUUUUGACAUUUUAUUUUUAUGCUUCACCUCUAAAUUUGUGGAAUAUCUCCAUCUAGUGGUGGUAGCGGUCUUCUUAAGUAUAAAAUGGUGAUAAUGUACACGUUUUCAUUUGUGAAAUUUAUGAACACUGUAUAUUAAAGGGACACUAUAAGUCACCAGAAAAACUACAGCUUAUUGAAUUUGUUCUGGUGAGUAGAAUCAUUACCUUCAGGUUUUUUGCUGUAAACACGGUCUUUUCAGAGAAAAUGCAGUGUUUACAUUACACCCUUGUGAUAACUUCACUGGCCACUCCUCAGAUAGCUAUUAGAGAUCCUUCCUGGGUCAUGGCUGCCUACAAUGCAUCCAAACAUUCAGUAUCUCCUCCCUCUGCAUGCAGACACUGAACUUUCCUCAUAGAGAUUCAUUGAUUCAAUUCAUCUCUAUGAGGAGAUGCUAAUUGGCCAGGGCUGUGUUUGAAUCAUGCUGACUCUGCCCCUGAUCUGCCUCUUUGUCAGUCAAUCCUAUGGGGAAGCAUUGUGAUUGGAUCAGGCUACCACUUCUGCUGAUGUCAGCAGGCAGUGGGCAGGUCUAAAGGAAACAGUGACAAACUAAGCAGCUCCAGACUUAAAUACAAGUAAGAUUUCUAUAUUUAGGGGGGCAUGAGGGACUCAGGGUGGCUAGAUGGUGGUUUUAACCCUAUAUGGUCAGGAAUACAUGUUUGUGUUCCUGACCCUAUAGUGCCCCUUUAAAUUUUCAUUAAAUUUGAUUCUAUGUCUCCAGUCUAAUUCCAGUUUAGCUGAAAAACUUGUAUAACCCAUAAAAGUAAUGGUGCGCAAUAUUAAAAACCACCUUCUGUGGAUAUAUCUUAUAAUAAACUUAGAGAUUAGGGAAACAAAAAUGCAUAAAUUUAAGAGGGAGAAAGAUUAUGAAGGAGGGAGAGUGAGGAGGUACAGGAGAGAACAGCCAACUAGAAGGGGAGGGUUCAAAGUAAGAGACAAAUAGGAAUUUUGAAACUAAUAAAUUCCGUAAUAGACUGCCCCAGCGAAGACCUGAGACCCAACCUAAAAAGGAAAAUAAGUUAAGUGGAACAACAAAUAAAAGAAGAGUUGGUACAGAUAAAAUCUAGGGAUGAGAUCUCCCCAGAAACAAAAGGAGAAACGAAAGCCUCUACAGAAAUACAUCCAAUAACUGGUUUGAAAUCUUAAGGAAUGAGAAUAUAGAACAUGCUUUUUUUUUUUUUUUUAGACAUGGAACUGAGAAGGAACGAUUUUCCACUAAAAAGAACAAGGAGAAUAAGUUUUGGGGAUGUAGAGGAGGAAAGCAAAAGAAAAGAAAAAAGGCACAAUUGGUGAUUCCCAUUGGUAUCAACAAUAUCUCCUCACACUCCCUCACAGAGAGUGAAAUUAAAGUUCUAAACAAGGGCUUAAGAUUUGCAACAAUGAGGCACUUUAAUACUUUCUUGGCAUAUAUUGAUUUGAUGAAAGAUGGGAGGAGAUUGUCCAUUAAAAAGUUUUUUUGUUUUUUUAAAAUGCGAAUAACAACGUGACACAGAAAGUAGAGGAUAAUAAUGAUUUUAAACAUCCAUCUUUUCAGAAUAGAUCCAAUUUUUACCCAAGUUAUCUUAAACAUGAUAGUAUAGAGGCAUUUGAAAAGGUAGUUUUUAAUGAUUUUAAGAAGAUUGGUAGAAACAAUAAGGGUUAAAACUGAAAGAAUGAGUUUUUAAACAUAAAAUCUCCUAGGACCCCAGUUUUUUUUUUUAUUUCCUUCCAAAAGUCCAUAUGGAGCUAGAUAACCCACCCGGGAAUUGAUCUAUAUCUAAUAAUCUGUAGAAAAUACAUUUUUCCUUCAACCAGUGGUCUUUAACCCCUUAAGGACACAUGACAUGUGACAUGUCAUGAUUCCCUUUUAUUCCAGAAGUUUGGUCCUUAAGGGGUUAAGACAAAAUCCGUUCUGAAAGACACAACAGAUGUUCUGAGAAUGUUAAAGGAUUUUGUAUGGAAAGAUGGGUAUUAUUUUGUUAACUGUGAUUUUACCUCCUUAUAUACUUGUAUACCACAUGACAAAGGAUGUGCAGCAGUCAGAUACUUUUUAGAGCAAGAUUAAACAUUACCAUCUACACAAAUUGAUUUUUUAAUAGAAUGCAUUAUAUGAACCCUUAAUAUAAUAAUUUGCGAUAUUUAUAGCGCUUUUCUCCCUGUGAGACUCAGCACUUUACAAAUAUGCAAACAUAAAGACAUAAAAGUUAGGAGUUUCUGAAGGUCAGAUGAGCGGACUGAAUGCCUGAUGGAAGAGGUGGGUCUUUAGCUUUUUUUUUUUUUUUUUUUUUUAAAGGAUGGUGCCUCUCUGUGCACGGUAAUUAUUUUUUGUUUGACUCUUCACUCUUCCUUUUUCCCUCAGAAAAGAGGAACGGCGAUUGGCAGUACUUAUGCACCCAGUUAUGCAAAUCUCUUUGACCCAUUGGGAAAAUACAUUAAUCUAUGGGCAACAUAACUGGAGUGCACAGGUACUUGCUUACCGUUGUUACAUAGAUUAUAUGACUUUUAUCUGGGAACAGUAUUUCUGAACUCCCCAGCCUAUGCUCCUCAGGCAGCUUGAGAUGUAGGGGGAUCGGCUAUCACUCAGCGCCUUCCUUUUUUAUAAUCUGUAUUGCGGGAGGUUUACACACCAGCCUCUCUCACUCACUCCUGGUCAGCACAGUGAGCAGGAAGAGGUGAGGCUCUGGUUCUGUUUGCAGCAACUCCCUGCUUUUCCUUCAGCGCGGCACUCUCUGUCUGAGAGUAACUAACAGUAGAUCACUUCCCCCCCAGAAUCCAAUAUUUAUUGCAGGGGCCUGGUCACACUCUUAAACCGUGGUGGCGCCAGACUGUGACCUUGUUCAGCAAUGCCAAUCAGGUGGAAAAUUGCAACAGAACCCCGGUUUUGUUUUUGCAGAACACCAAUUGGGAAACACUGAACUAUACUAACUACAUUGUUUGUUUUUGUUAUGUGAAAAUAAUUGCUCAAAACAGUGUGUAUAAAAUGCAUUCUUAUAUUGUCCUUCAAGCUACUUUUCAUAUUUGUAUUAAGUUUUGUUUGCUUUUUCUAUGGCUUGAGAUUAGAUUUACGUUAAUAGUUGUGUGCUAUUUUGUUUUAAAGUCUUUAUCUUUUCUUUUGAAAAUUGUAGCUUAACCUUAAUUAAGAUCUUAUUUUUGGCUUUGGAAGUGAAAUUAUUUUAAAUACCUUCAUACAUUUUGUCAAAUUAUAUGCUUUGUUGACAAAGGGUUAGCUUCAUGAGUUGUAACUUUUAAUUUACAUGCCAAAUUGUACAUUUAGCAAUGUAAUGUUCAUAUUAAAGUUUUUGGUUUGCAUUCUUCUUUACCUUGCAGGUUCCCAUGAUUCUGGUGGGCAAUAAAUGUGAUUUGGAGGAUGAGCGGGUAGUUGGCAAGGAGCAGGGACAAAAUUUAGCCAGACAGUGGAAUAACUGUGCCUUUUUAGAAUCUUCUGCAAAGUCGAAGAUCAAUGUAAAUGAGGUGAGCAUUUGUGGCUGUUCUAUUGAUAUAGAUUAGUAUCCCUCUGGGGAAGAGGUGUUAAUAAAAUAAAUUCUGGUUCUUUUUGGGGGUGGCAGGGGGUUGUAAACUACAUACAUAUAGUUAGUCUGCAUAAAUACACCCGGUAAUUCGUAUGAAGCUGAUUUUGUACAUUCUAUAAUUGUCUUCAGUUGCCUAAUGUAAACUUCAGAAUAAACUUGUUUGAUGUCUUAAAACAAAGUUUAAGAAAUAUUUCACUCACAUUGUUAAUGUAGCAUGUACAUAUGAUUAAAUUGCCCACAAAACACAAUUACCACCCAUGCGCAUAAUGAAUUAAUUGAUUGCACUCUCACAUGUCAACACAUACUUGAACUUGAUUCUAUUCUGCCUUUGCUGUUAAUCACUGUAAACAGUGAGAAGGGGUAGUAGAUGUUAAAUUUGAACAAUACUGUUCCUGUUGUGUUUUGGAUAGCAGACACAGCUUGUGGGCCCCUUUGCUCUCCUGCCUCGUUGGUCAGUCGCUAUAAUGCAAGUGACAGUUCCACAUUUUUCCUGUGCUCAGAGAUUGGAUGUCACCCAAGAGAGAAAGGUUUAUCCCAGAAACUGUCUCAAUCGCAGCAGGCAGGGUAGCUGCUGACAAAAGUGUAUUCUGAGUAAAUGAUGUCUAGUGUUUUGUUUAUUUGGUGUGUCCUCCCUGUGUAAUAUAAGUGUUUUUGUUUAUCAUUGUUGGAUAUGUUUGUGAUUUCUAACAUUUUUCAAUAAAAAUGACUUUUUCAGUAGAAUUGUAACAUUUUGUUGUGUAUGACAUGAAAAGCUUUUCUGUUUUCUGAAAAUCUUUGCUUCCCAAUCAAGGGUGUGUAGAAGAAGAAGGUUUUACAGCAAGUGUAAUACUCACUGAAAAGAUGGACAUUCUCCACAGAGUACAGGGGUUAAGGAAGAAAAUUAAACUAAUAUCUUUUUUUUUCAAUACAAAAGUGAAAAACCUUAGUAUUGUAUAGGGAGGGCUAAGGUAGAUGGUGAAAUAACUACAAACACAUUACUGUAAUGAUAUGUUCUCCUUAGCGUCUCCGAAAGCAAUUCAAUAUAUCCAUAUAAUUUAUCACUAUGAUUAGGCAUGGAGAGGUUAUCGCAUAAAGGGAACCUGUAAUAGGUUCACGUUAAAAAUAAUCAACCUAGCUUAAAAGUACCAUUUAAUGGGCUACUAAAGAUUUCUAUCUAAUAAAUGUUUUCAGAUCCUUUAUCUUACGUUCAAGCAACAUUUUCAAAGUCCAUUAUGGGUGUAUGUAUUUAUUUUUUAUUUUUGUGGAAUAAGAGAUAUGUAGAAGUUCACAGUAAUUGGAGUCAUCUAUUGAAGGGAAAAUGUUUGUUUGCACAACUUAAGUGUGGAAUAAAAUAACACAUUCUAGCAGGCUUGUUUUGUCAGAAAUAUUUUAGCUUUAAAGGGGCACUAUAAGAACCCAGACCACUUCAGCUCAUUGAAGUGGUCUGGGUGCACUGUCCUAAUUGCACUUAGUGCUGCAUUGUAAAACAUAGCAAUUCCAGAAAAACUGCAGUGUUUACUUUGCAGCACCCAAACAGGCGAUGGGUGCGCUUUCUGCGAGGACAUCCAGAGUCAGAUUUUUCCCUCUUAGGAAAGCAUUGAUUCAGUUUCUAAUGCGCAUGCAGCACUUGGGGAAAAGAUAUAUUUUAAAAAUAACUGUCUAGAGUUGUUCAAAUUGUAUACUAUAUAAUAUAUUCAUUGUUUGACUAGUUUCUAAGUACAUUAUAUUGUACUUAGAGUUCCAUAAAAAGUUUAAGAAGAGUGCACACCUGAAAAAAAUACAUCUGCGUUUACUGAACAAAAGUAAUGCCUAUCUUCCAUAGUCAGUUUACCGCCCAUUUGUAACAUAUAGAUAAAUCGUGAAAUGUUUCUUGAUUGAUGAAAAACCAUGACUCAUUCUCAGGGAUUUUGAUCCAUUUCCUCUGCAGUUCAUGUAAAACCAGGAAUGGCUGAAAUAUAUCCUCAAACUCAUGAUCUCCAUUAGUGUUUUUGUGAUUUAUCAGAUCAGAAAGCAGUUUUAAGAUUGUACCAUCAUAGUUUGGGAAAUGUUCUUUUAUUCAGAUGUUGCAAAAAGUAAUAUUUCAUUUGGCAUUUAGUCUAAUUUCAAGUCCCUGAUGUACAUUCUGAUUUGCAUUUUAGAUCUUUUAUGACUUGGUCAGACAGAUAAAUAGGAAAACACCAGAGGAAAAGAAGAAAUCUAAAAAGAAAUCACCAUGUCUGCUGCUUUAG